GAGGGCAUAUCCGGUAGUGACAGAGACAAGACGACCUGUUUUCGUCAUGUUGCGCGACGGAAGUACUGACAGUGUUUCACGUUUUUUCGUUUUAGCUUCGCAGGAAUUUUAUUUAAUAUUUAAGAACAAAUCUAAUUUGUGAUCAGUGUAAAUCAAACCUUUUUGUCUACAAACAUCAACGUAUUUCUGGCAGCACUGAAUGGAGUUACGGGUCUGUGGGCAGUGAGGUGAGUGUUCUGCUCUUAUGUGACCUUGACACCUUUCUCUUCUUUAGAUGAUUUUCUUUCUAUCUGGCGCAUACUAUGAAUGUGACUGCACCAAGAGACCUUCCAGUUGCAAUUUGUCAUCAAUGUCUGUCUGUGAAGAAGCGUCGCUUGCCUCCUAUUGCGUGCCGGAGCCUUGUCACCCAAACUCUUGCCGUGGAAGCUGGGAUUAAGCCAGCACUGUUGUAUGACAGCAAUGGUGCCAGUUCUGAACAAAUUCAAGAUUAUUUACAGAGGCUGCAAGACGCAGGCCUGCUCAGUCAAGAUUUGUAUGUUUUGGAUAUUGAUGAGAGCAUUCUGAUAGUUAACUUGGAGUGUAUUGUUCGGCAUCUGGAAGACAUUCUUCACCACUCCCAGGUUGCUCUUGUUGAUAUUUCCUGUUCCUUGGCCCAGCCAGCAAUAGCCUCUUUGGAAGUUAUAACAUCUGUUCAUGGACAGCUUGCAGUUCUCUUGGAGUCAUUUAAACUAUUAAAGUCUAUUCCAUCAAGAGAGCAGAAAUUGUUUUCUAUUGUAAACCUCCGGGAUACAUUAGGACUUGACUGGAAUCUCUGCUCUGUGUUUGGCUUUCUUCUUGGCUACCCCACAGUGUACUGGUUCAACCAAGAGAAGAGCUUUGAGAACAACCUAACAAUGGCACCACUGCGAGUCAUCAGCCUGUCUGUUUCAUGCCCAUUCAUUGCCGGAAAUGUAGACAUCCCAAUUUACUCAUUUAGCUUUCCAGAUGCCCUCUGGCCAGCAAUGAAAGAAAAGGUAGAAGCCUGGGUCCAGAACAGACGAGACAUAAUUAGUCAAAGACCAAGUUUUACAAGUAUGAAUAUUUCAACUGAGACGGUCUGCCUUCCAGCAGUGACAUUGUAGCAAGGGGUGGUGAUCAGUGUAAGUUUUUAUUUCCCUUCUUCACCUGGCUGGAAAACUGUAAAUGCAGUCUGUAAACAAAAAUUAGUAUAGAUUUGAAAGCUGACUGUAGUUUUAAACUUGAAUGACUUGUUUGAUUAUUUAAAUAUGGAAUGUAUAAUUUCACUGUAAUGUGUCUCUGUGGUUUUCAAGUAUUGUUUUAAAUACCCAAAUUAGAAAUGUACUGAACACUGCAAUGCUAUUUUAGCAUAAAUGCACAAGACUCAGUAAGCCUGAAUAUAGCAUCUGGGGAAAACGAGGAGUGAACAAAAGGUAACAUGUAAAGGUUUGUACCCUAAAGGGGAGAAUUACUUUCACUGAGGGGUAAAAUCAGCCCAGCAGACUUACUUAAGCAAAACUGCAUUUUUACAUUUUGCAAAAUGUUUUGCAGCCAGCACGUAAUAACUAUUUAUUAAUUUGGUGCUUGAUUCAUUUAUUUUCAUUGGGAAGUGAAUUGGCAGUUUGUGAUAGUUUUUUUAUUAUUAGUAAUUACUGCCUUUUAGCAUACCUGUACAUUGGUUUAGAGUGCCGCAUCCAGAAACUUCUUUGGAACUUUUUACAAAAAGCAGGUUAGCAGUAACAGGUGAGAAUAAUAAAGUGCUGGUUGCUUAAAGAGUGCAGUGGCAUAUGCCCUUUUUUCUUUUCAUCAUAAAAUAAUGUUUUUGGAAGAAACUUGUCAAUUAACAGUGUUAUUCUUGUAUUAGAUGGAUGGAUGGAUGAAUAUUUAUUGGUAAAUAAUUCUUGUUCUCAAAGUAAUCUUUUAAUAAGUAGUAUACACCUUUUAAAAGUGGAUUCAUUUUCUUGAAUAUAUUGAUGCAUUCCUUUGCAGUUUGUGUUAGAGACCCACUCAGUGUGGUUUAUACCCUCUAUCUAAUGCAACUCAAUUUUAAUUAAAAUAAAUUUAAAGCCUUUAAGCUUUAAGUUUUCUAGGAAAUUUAGAGUAGAAACCUGGUGGGCCUAGUUUGGCUGUCUUAAUGAGCAUUCUGCUUUGUGGUUUCAAAACCACAUUGAAAACUUACCAUCUAGAUGUGAGCAAGCAUUAUAUUGAUGCCAUUUCAUCCAUGUUAAUUAAGUCUUUUAGCUAAGAUAUGUCCCUUAUUCCAAGAAGAGACUGUAUUCAAAAAAGUUAAUAUAAGCAGUAUGGGUCAUUCAUAAUUUAUGGCAAUAUAAAGUUUUUUCCUAUUACUAAAAUUACACAGAAAUAAAAAAUCAAAUGUAUUUAGAUGGUGUGGUAACUAAUUUUUUAACACAAUUUAUAGAACCCUCAGUUAAUCUUUAAUUGUCAAAGGCUGGUAUUGGUAUUAGUCAUCAGGUUUUAGUCCUACCUAAGGUAUUUUGUGUGUAUGUAUGUAUGUAUAUAUAAUAUACGUCCCCCGGGCCACAUGAAGGCAGCCACCCUGGUCUGUGUGGGGGCAACGGGAACAGAGCUUGGAAGCUCAUCCCUGUUGGGGCCAGGGGGCACCCGGAUAAUUAUGGAUCCCCGGAAGGGAGUCCAGGUACACCUGGAGUGCUUCUGGGCACAAGGGCAGCACUUCCGCCACACAUCAGGAAGCACCUAGAGCACAUCCGGGUGAACUAUAAAAGAGGCCACCUCACUCCUUUCAGGAAGCCAGAGUCGGGUGAAAGAAGACGGAGCUUGCAACAGGUGGAGUAACGGCGGCAAUAGAAAGUCCAAAGAAAUAGAGACUGAACUGAGGGUGGACUGGGGCACUAUAUUGUGUGCGCAUUGUGGAUAGCAAAAGUAAA
Messenger RNA from Polypterus senegalus (gray bichir), 2903 nucleotides. It is a transcript of the gene c3h1orf74, whose product is annotated as chromosome 3 C1orf74 homolog. Lineage: Eukaryota; Metazoa; Chordata; Cladistia; Polypteriformes; Polypteridae. The record is from RefSeq and is a predicted model, not a curated record. The coding region runs from base 303 to 1121 and encodes 272 amino acids. The transcript is spliced from 2 exons.